Messenger RNA from Chiloscyllium plagiosum (whitespotted bambooshark), 855 nucleotides. Its product is annotated as NADH-ubiquinone oxidoreductase subunit 8-like. Gene Ontology annotation, biological process: mitochondrial electron transport, NADH to ubiquinone; mitochondrial respiratory chain complex I assembly. The record is from RefSeq and is a predicted model, not a curated record. Gene Ontology annotation, cellular component: membrane; respiratory chain complex I. Lineage: Eukaryota; Metazoa; Chordata; Chondrichthyes; Orectolobiformes; Hemiscylliidae. Gene Ontology annotation, molecular function: NADH dehydrogenase activity; 4 iron, 4 sulfur cluster binding.
GCAUGCCGGGAUAGGGCCUGGCGUUGGGAGGACUACACGGGCAUGCCGGGAUAGGGCCUGGCGCUCGGAGGAUUUUGAAUCCUGACCACUUGCCAGGGCAGGAGCUGAAGGUGAAAGAAAAAUAGAGACAGAAGGAAGGAGGGGAGAGGUGUGAACAUGUCGGCUUUACGAUUGAUCCAGAAAUCUGCAGCCAGUGGAAGGGUGCUAUUCCCAGGAUCUUACCGCCAGAUCAGCACAGCUUGUCCUUUGAGAUGUUAUAAGUAUGUGAAUUUGAAAGACGAGCCCUCUGAUAUGCGGGCUAUGACUGACAGUGCUGCGCAAACUCUAUUCUGGACAGAAUUAUUUCGAGGGCUCGCAAUGACCUUGAGCUAUUUGUUUCGGGAGCCGGCAACCAUUAACUACCCAUUUGAGAAGGGGCCUCUGAGCCCUCGGUUUCGAGGUGAGCAUGCACUGCGAAGAUAUCCUUCUGGCGAGGAACGCUGCAUUGCUUGUAAACUGUGUGAGGCUAUCUGUCCUGCUCAGGCCAUUACAAUUGAGGCAGAGCCAAGGGCUGAUGGGAGUCGGCGCACAACGCGGUAUGAUAUUGACAUGACAAAGUGCAUUUACUGUGGUUUCUGUCAGGAGGCUUGUCCAGUUGAUGCAAUUGUGGAGGGUCCUAACUUUGAAUUCUCUACUGAGACACAUGAGGAAUUGCUGUAUAAUAAGGAGAAACUACUGAACAAUGGGGACAAGUGGGAAGCAGAGAUCGGAGCUAAUAUCCAGGCGGAUUACCUGUAUCGCUGAUUGUGCAGCAGGCUGACUGUAGCACCAACAUCUCCCUUGGUGUGUGUGAAUAAAUGUGACUUUUCAAACUAA